AUGUCUAACAAUGACUCAUUGGAUGUGCUUAACCUACCGCCCCGUAUAUAUAAUCCCGGGUUUGAACCAAACAUUGGAGCUGUUGUUAUUCAACAUUUCGAAACGCAUUUGUCUGAUAUACAAGAAGAAACAUGUGCCAGAACAGAAGAGCAGUCUGACAAAGCUUGUCCCAAUAUAGAUGGUGAUAUUGGUGUUGAUGGUGAUAGCAGAGAAGGUGAUGAAUGUGGUCCAAGUAGAGAUGGUGAAAUUGAUGUCGAUGGUGAUAACAAAGAAGAUGAUGAAUGUGGUCCUAGUACAUUUGAAGAUUCCAUUCGUGAGCCUAACACAGAGGACGGGAGCUAUGCUGGAGAUGAUGAAAACAGCCAGAAGAUUCGUUCUGAAGAUGAUACAGCUGAACCUACAGCAAAGGAUAAAACCCCUACCCCAAAUUUCUCUACUCCAAAUUUCAAUAUUAUCUCUGAAGAUAGUCAGGAUAACGAGAAGGAAGGAAUUUCAGUUUCUGAAACAAACAAUGAGGCAUGUAAGAAAAGUUCUGAAAGUAAGAAGUACUGUAGAAAGAAGAGAUAUGUCAGAGAAAGAAAAGAGACAAAUAAGCGUAAACAAGGGGAUAAUUCUUAUAAUGAUAUUCCUACAAGAAAACAGCCUCAGAGAAAAAAAUGCAAAAAUACUGACAAAGUUGCUGCUGAUCUUGGAACAAGAACAUGUGAUCAAGAAUUAGGGGAUAAAGCUGAUAAUGAUGUUCCACUAAAAACUAGUCAACAAGAUGUAGAUAAUAAAUCAAAAGCUGAUGGUCCAUCAAGAAGAAGCCAGCGAAGUCAAGUGCCUUCCAUUUAUUCUCAGCCACCUUACACGGCAGAGAAGAAGAAGCACCCAACACUUCACCCCUUUGCAAAAGUUGACACAAAAAGGUUUGAAAGUUUAUGUGAAUGGAAGAAGUCGACAAAAAACAAGGUGCUAACAGUUGGGGGAAUCAAAGUAGAUUCCAAAUGGUUCACAACACUAGAAACGCAGGGGAAACCAAUAUCAGGAUCGCAUGUUGAUGCAGCUUUACACUUGAUCAAAACUAGAAGGGAAAAUCAUCCAGAAAUGUACCUUAACAAAACUGUUGUUUUUGUUGGAUCAUCUUUCUUAAAUGCGAUUGACGAUGAGUAUGCUGAGUUUGUAGUCGCAAAAGAUGAUUUUCAGUUUAGUUCUGAAGAGAUAAGUAAGCUGGAGAUUGGAAGCAAGACAAAUUACAUAUAUGCUCCUAUGUGCUUGAAAGGAAAAUGUUGGGUUCCAGUAGUGAUUAAUAUCGAGAGAAGGUCUUUGAUCAUUCUCGAUUACGCGACAUCAUUUGUUUCAGAAAAUGUUAAAAGGAUGCAUGUGGUUGCAUAUUCUGUUGCGAUGCCGUACAUAUUGCGCAAGCUCCUCAACAAAACAGAUAUGGAUGUUUCAGCAUUCAAAAUAUCUGUAGUGGACAAUAUAUCACAGGCUGAAAAGAUUGAAGAUACUGGGAUGUACAUGAUGAAGAUGAUGGAAUGCUAUGCUAUGCAUAUUAAUGCAAAUGAGAAACUUUCAGAAGGAAAAAUUGGAGACAUGAGAAAGAAACUUGCGGUUGACAUCUUUACAGAAAUAACAGAUUUCUAGGGGCUAAUUGUAAGAGCUGGGAAGAAAAGAUUGCUGGGGAAAAAUGAUCUAUUCUUUUUGAAGAAAACGUUGCUGUUUUACAAAUUUUUAAUUUUUGCUGAGAAUAUCUGUAGUGAUUUUCGCAUGAAUUUUACUUUGUAUAACUCUCUAGUUGUGAAUUUAAGUUUUUUUUUCUAUGUACCUGCAUCUAUAACAUCCAAUCUUCAUUUAUACCAUUUUAUCUUUUGAUGUUAAUUUUUAAAAGCUAUCUAAACAUUUUACAAUGUUAAGUCUUCAUCUAU
Messenger RNA from Arabidopsis lyrata subsp. lyrata, 1907 nucleotides. RefSeq lists its product as uncharacterized. The transcript has 10 exons. Gene Ontology annotation, molecular function: cysteine-type peptidase activity. Bases 1 to 1626 code for a protein of 541 amino acids. The record is from RefSeq and is a predicted model, not a curated record. Gene Ontology annotation, biological process: proteolysis. NCBI's taxonomy places the organism in Eukaryota, Viridiplantae, Streptophyta, Magnoliopsida, Brassicales, Brassicaceae.